This is a messenger RNA of Cynara cardunculus var. scolymus (artichoke), 1646 nucleotides long. RefSeq names its product probable transcription factor At5g28040. The record is from RefSeq and is a predicted model, not a curated record. The transcript has a single exon. NCBI's taxonomy places the organism in Eukaryota, Viridiplantae, Streptophyta, Magnoliopsida, Asterales, Asteraceae. Gene Ontology annotation, cellular component: nucleus. The coding region runs from base 106 to 1302 and encodes 398 amino acids. Gene Ontology annotation, biological process: regulation of DNA-templated transcription.
UGCUGCACCCAACCAAACCCUCCUCUAUGUUUGGCACCGAACCCUAGAUUAGAUCAUACCCAACCACCAUUACCAACCAACUCAACCACAACGACGACCAUCACCAUGGCUUCUCAAGAAGACGACCACAUCACCACCGUCUACGGCGAAGAUCUAGACGAAGAUGAUGACACCGAAGACGAAGAUCUAACCCUAAGGAAUCAGAACGUCGAAGAAGAUGAUGUUGACUUGGUUGAUGACGAGGAGGAGGAUGAUUCCAUGUCCUCCGGCGUCGGUGAAGUCACCAUAGCUGUACCUGGUGUUCCCACCGCCGCCGAUACCGAUACCGUAGCCGCUACACCAACGGCAGCGAUAACUAGUACGGUUGACGUCACUCCCGUUCCCCGAUCUGAUGUUGUUUUGGAACAGAAGAAAAUUAUGCCUUUAGAUGAGUCUCGGCGGUUGUUCCAGCGGUUGUGGACAGAUGAGGAUGAGAUUGAGCUGUUACAGGGAUUCUUUGAUUACACCAACCAGCUUGUUGUCAACAAUUCGUUCCACCACCAUCACCACCAUGAUACGACUGCUUUUUAUGACCAGAUCAAGAAUAAAUUGCAGUUGGAUUUCAACAAGAAUCAGUUGGUUGAGAAGCUAAGGAGAUUGAAAAAGAAGUAUCGGAAUGUUCUCAGUAAGAUCAGUUCAGGCAAGGAUUACGUCUUCAAAACCCCCCAUGAUCAGAUCACUUUCGACAUAUCUUGUAAGAUAUGGAGCUCCGAAGCUGCUGUCCUCUCCACUCCUGCAUCUGUUGCAUCUGCAGAUGUUGGCAGAUUCGAAGACGAAGAACCGAGUAAUCCUUACCCUAACCUGAACCUUACUUUCAAUUUGAACGAGCAAAACGGUAAUGGUAGUGCCUACCCCAACAGUUCAGAGAAGAAAAUUCCCCGAUCACGAAAGCGAUCAAGGUCGAGUGGAGUCAAAAUCGAAGAAAAAACCAGUCACCAACAGCCUGCCCCAGCUGUGGGUGUAGGGGCUUCAAAUUCUUCGAACCCAACCCCUAAUCUUGUUGAAGAAACUGUGAAGAGUUGUCUACUGCCAUUGUUCAAGGAGUUGCUAGACAGUUCACAAAAUGGGCUUCGUGGCAGUUCAAGGGGAUUAAUGAAUUUGGAUCCUUUUGGUGGAUCUAUGAAUUUGCCAUUUGGGGACAUUACAGAUGAGAAGUGGAGGAAGCAACACAUAUUAGAAUUGGAGGUUUGUUCAAAGAGAUUGGAAUUGGUGCAGGACCAAAUCAAGUCACAGUUGGAGGAGUUGAGAUCAAUGAGGAGGUAAUAAGAACUCUAAAAUCUUUGUAUGUAAUCAAUGAGUAAAUUCUUGAAGUUGAGCCACUUCUUAUCUCUUGGUAUUUAAGUUCAUACUUAAGUUUUAUGGUCCUUUGAUCAAUAGUGCAUACUGUAGUAGUCAAUUUAGUCUGUUUAGAGCUUAUCUUCUUCCUUGAGGCUUGUUGUUGAAUAAUCUUUAUCAUGUGUUCAGCCUUUCAUGGCUAUCCGCCAUGAACUUUGUGCACAUGCUUGCUUCUACUUGUGGGAAAAUUGCAUGAACUUGGAGUAAAUACUUUAGCUUUCACUUGUAUCAAUGAAUCUCAAUAAGAUCAUGAGUAAAAUAGAUUCACAUCA